ACUCUCGUGUUAUCUAACGUAUUAAAGGCACAGCCCAUGCAGUUGAACAGUAGAACGAAGCAGAAUGAACGAAGCCGUUAGAAUUGCUUUGAAUGUGUUGUAUAUGUUGUAUUUAUGGAUCGAAGGAAUUAUACUGGUAUUCAUACCGAAACGUUUCUUCUAUAAAGACUUAAAUGGCGAAGUAGUAUUGAUUACAGGAGGUGGAAGCGGUAUCGGCCGUCUACUAGCGUUGAAACUCUCACGUCUGGGUUGUCGUGUGGUAAUUUGGGACGUUAACGAGGAAGGUAAUCGCGAAACACAGCAACAGGUGAAGAGCCAAGGAGGUGAAUGUUAUUCGUAUGUGUGUGAUGUCACCGACAGAGAGAAAGUUUACGCUGUGGCGAGUAAAGUGAAGGAAGAAGUGGGUCCAGUCACUAUACUUGUUAACAAUGCUGGAAUCGUAACGGGGAAGAAGCUUUUAGAUACACCCGAUCAUCUUAUCGAGAAGACCUUUCAAGUUAAUGUAAUAGCGCAUUUUUGGACAUUGAAAGCCUUCCUACCGGAUAUGAUAAGUGCCAAUCAUGGUCACAUCGUGACGAUUUCUAGUUUGGCAGGAUUUUCGGGAAUAAACUAUUUAUCUGAUUAUUGCGCCAGUAAAUCAGCUGCCAUCACUGUUCAUGAAUCUCUGCACUUCGAAUUAAAAGAAGAAAAGCGUGAAAAUAUUAAGAUGACAUUGAUUGCACCGUUCUUCAUUAAUACAGGGUUGUUCGAAGGAGCUGAUGGAGGUUAUUUUGCAUUGUUGGAUUCCGAAUAUGUUGCAGAUAACAUAAUAUCGUCGGUGAGAUCUAAUCAAGAAGUCGCCAUAAUUCCAACGUACUUCAAUGCCAUUACAAUGAUGAAAGCCUUAAUGCCAUUAAGAGCCUAUACCGUAUUUUACGACUUAUUAAAAGGAUUUAAUGCCAUGAAAAGUUUCGUUGGAAGAACGGAAAAGAAAGAGAAAUGAAUAUAUUCAGGUCAUAUAAUAUAUAUUUUUUGUUCAGCUAUUAUUUUUUAUAUGCCGAAGAAUGGUUUAUAAUCCGGUUAUAAUGAAGAAUAAAAGUUUUAUUUGUUUUACC
Centruroides sculpturatus (bark scorpion) is the source of this 1094-nucleotide messenger RNA. RefSeq names its product short-chain dehydrogenase/reductase family 16C member 6-like. The record is from RefSeq and is a predicted model, not a curated record. The transcript has 4 exons. NCBI's taxonomy places the organism in Eukaryota, Metazoa, Arthropoda, Arachnida, Scorpiones, Buthidae. Gene Ontology annotation, molecular function: oxidoreductase activity, acting on the CH-OH group of donors, NAD or NADP as acceptor. Bases 65 to 982 code for a protein of 305 amino acids. Gene Ontology annotation, cellular component: lipid droplet.